Molecule: messenger RNA, 390 nt
Organism: Cladocopium goreaui
Lineage: Eukaryota; Dinophyceae; Suessiales; Symbiodiniaceae
Source: the annotation of a GenBank genome assembly
GACAUCAAUGACCAGAACUACUUGAAGAUUCAGGGCAGCCCCCCUUUGAUUUCCAGGUUGAUUUGCGGAUGCACUCUGAAAAGCCAUUCCUUCUCCAAUUCCACCACUUUCAAUGAGUUGAAGCAGAAGAGGAACCACAAGCUCAUGAGCAAUGGUCAGAAGAAGCUCAAGACUGAACAGGUGGUUGAAAUCACCAUUGGCUCCACCAAUGUAUCCAUCCUGUGCCCUGGGAAGAGGUCUGCAUCAGCAGAUCUUUUGGUCUUGAUGGACCAGGAUCAGCUGAGUUGUGUCUUUGACUUUUUGAAGACUGAUUGCAAGGACAAUGGCAAAGCCAAAAGGUCUUACAAAAAGGGUGGCAACAAGCCCCAAAAAGAUGAAGAAGCAGACUAG